AUGUUUUUUGCGUACUUAUCUUCAGUGGUUCAGCCUACAAAGCGUUGUGGCUCAACUUUCCCAUUUUCACUGUGUGGCCUGAGCUGUCACGUGCCAUGCUUUCCGGCCACGUCGACACAGCGUGAGAAGUUCUCGCAGGACGCGAGGAAUAGCAGGCCACGUGAGGAUCGCGAGGUGACCAGGAUGCAGCAUUUCCGGUUGCAGAGCUCUACGCUUGUGCCAGCCUUAACUUGUAGCUUAGCUGCGGCCUACCUUGUAAGUCGGCUGCGCUUGAAGCAAAGACGCGACCGCACCACCGAGGUGGAUGGUUUCAAGGAGACGGAGGAGUCGACAGACGACCUGCUUCAGCUACGGGAAACUGAUGCUCACGGCAUGCAGCAGAUCCAGCAGAUGAUGGUUGAGAUAGUGGGACACUUGUCCGUGAAGGAUGCUUUUUUUGCCCUCCCUGCAGCUUCCAAAUGGAUGCAAAGCACCUUCCACGAGGUGCGACUGAACAUCAGGCAGGGCGUGCUUUGGCCCAUGGCAUUUCCUCCGGAGACAGGUGAGUCGCAGCUCAGUUCUUUGGAAGUCCUAUUCCUUUGGUCCAUCUCUUCCACCUGGGUCGGCUCGCCCCACGUCUUGCCCCACCGCUCCCUGGUGGCUGCGGGUGUCCAUGCCACCAAUAUGCGGCCCGUGCGAUGGGCACUGCAGCAAUGUGGCUGGGAGCACCGAGGUGCCAAGAUCUUGCGGAACAUCUUUCAGUGGAAGGCGAAUCCUGACGAGCUGGACGUGAAUCGCUGGACUCCACUGAUCUGGGCUGCGCACAGGGGAUCUGUCUCAGUCUGCAGAGAGCUGUUGCAUGCUCGAGCGAAUCCAGACCACAUCGGCGCUGAAGGAUCCUCAGCUCUCAGCGUGGCCUGUCGCUCGGCGCACCGCUACACCGUGCAGCUGCUGCUGAUGGAAGGGGCGUCGCCGUUCUUGGUGCCUAUCGGCAAUGGCAACUUCGAUCAUCACGUAGGCGAAGACAUCUUAGAGAUGGUUCGGCAGUACCGCCACAUGUGCCCUCGGAAGAAGGAGGUUUUUGUGAUGUCCAGCCGCUGAGCCAUGGCUCGUAGAUCGUCCAUGAUCGUCCCAAGGUCGAAAGCCUGUGAGUUUAACGCAGAUUGCAGAUGCACCAGUUCGUCUUA
Molecule: messenger RNA, 1166 nt
Organism: Cladocopium goreaui
Lineage: Eukaryota; Dinophyceae; Suessiales; Symbiodiniaceae
Source: the annotation of a GenBank genome assembly